Molecule: messenger RNA, 1258 nt
Organism: Salmo salar (Atlantic salmon)
Lineage: Eukaryota; Metazoa; Chordata; Actinopteri; Salmoniformes; Salmonidae
Source: RefSeq, a predicted model, not a curated record
UCCCGCGCGCAGCGUUUCAGAUUGGCCACCGCGCUCAUUCAGUCAAGAGAAUGCCUGCCUGCCUGCGGUGCAUGUGUAUGUGUGGAUCAGAUCUUGUGUAGAGACGUUUGAAUCUGUCGCGUCUACUGUUUUCUGAUUGGAACGAGAGGAAAAUGACCUGCUGGAUUGUAUGAUCCAUUUUCAUGAUCGAUUUCCCCAGAAUUCAGAAGCAUAUUUUUCUCUCUCUCCUCUCAGCCCCAGCCUGUCUACAUUUGUGUGGGGUGGUGGUUCAAAGUAUCUAUUCGAGGGGGAAGUCUAAAAUAAGUGUAGGUUAUUUUUGACCGUUUGUCUGGAGUGGAGGAAAAGUUUCCGUUGGAAAGGAUUAUGAAGAGAGAGCCACGCAGCUGAGACAGGCGACUGAAGACGAGUUUGACUGUCACACCCCUCUAGGAGGCCUCCAAACCUUCCUCCUCCCUGUCUCUCUACCCCCCUUCCUCCCCCUCUCCCGACAUGGAUCUAAAGGACCGUCGGGGGCAGCAGCAGCACCAUCAGCGCUCUCUGACCAGGGCUCGUUGUGGUAAAGACCCCCAAUACAUCACCUCUUCCCUGGACACGGAGGAGUGCCGCGUGACCACUCAGAAGUCCUACAGCUCCAGUGAGACGCUCAAGGCCUUCGACCACCACGACCAAAGGCUGGUCUACGGGGGCUGCACUGUAGCUGAUCUGGUGCACCACAAGGCAGAUGAGUACAACAGGCAAGGCGGUCACUUCCACACGCUGGCUGAACUUGGCGUUUGCGACCCAGCGCCUGUUCACCCUGCAGCCCCAACCUACUGUCCUGACCUGGGCCUGCUCCAGAGGGGCUACUCCCUCAGCGCGGGGUCAGACCCUGAUGCAGACUCUGACCCAGAGGGGCCCCUGUCCCCAGAGAGAGCCAUCCAGCUGUGGGGAGGAGGAACAGUAGGAGGACCAGGAGGAGGAGUGAAGAGCAGACAUAGCUCAGGACUGUCCAGCAGAGAAAACUCAGUGCUCACACUCACUGACUCAGACAAUGACUACAAGUCUGACCAUGAAUCAGCAUACCUGGAGGAUGAUGAGGAUGAAGAGCCAUACGGUGACCGUAUCAUCAGUAAGUCUCACUGUGCGAGCGUGUGUGUCUACAACAGUCUUCUCUCUCCAUGUGAACGUUUUCCUUCCUUCAGACAGAUAACGUGUUGCAGCUUGUUUGGGGUUUGUCCUUCAGUAAAGCGUAUUAGUCUGUGAGUGUGUCUGUGAGUGU